AAACCCUCCCAAAAACCCUAUUCAAACCUCUCCCUCUCUUCCCAAAGUUCCAACCUUUUCCGCCAUUCCCGAAAUCCCCUCUCUUCCGGCGGCCCUCCCGGAGAGGGCGCGAUUCCAGGGUUCUGCCCGGUCGCCGGCCGGCGCGCCUCGUUCUCGGCCCCUUUCCGCCGCCGCCGCCGCCGCCGCCGCUCGCAAGCAGGAUGUCGUACGAAGAGGAGGUCUUGAUGCGGGACGUCGCCAACGCCGGGAUCGUCCUGAGCGACCGCAUCGGCCGCGAGGCCGCUUCCCACACCGACCUCGAGGAAGCCCUCGAGGCCUCCAGAUACGUCAGCCAUCCUUACUCGACCCACCCCAGGGAGUGGCCUCCUUUGGUAGAGGUAUCGGAGACCUGGGAGUUACCACCUGUACUCAUUGAAAGAUAUAAUGCUGCUGGUGGGGAAGGAACAGCUUUAUGUGGAAUUUUUCCAGAAAUACACAGGGCAUGGGCAUCGGUCGAUAAUUCUUUAUUUCUUUGGCGGUUUGAUCGGUGGGAUGGUCAAUGUCCUGAAUUCAACGUUGAGGAACAAGCUAUAUGUGCUGUUGGCCUCUGUAAAUCCAAACCUGGCAUCUUUAUUGAGGCCAUCCAGUAUCUAUUGAUUUUAGCCACGCCUCUUGAGUUGAUUCUUGUUGGAGUAUGUAGCUCUGGAGGAGCUGAUGGCACCGAUCCAUAUUCUGAGGUCUCUCUACAGCUUCUGCCAGAAUAUACAAUUCCAUCUGAUGGAGUUACCAUGACAUGGAUCACCUGUACUGAGAAAGGUCGUAUUUUCCUGGCUGGCCGUGAUGGACACAUUUACGAACUUUUAUACACCACUGGUUCUGGCUGGCACAAACGCUGUCGAAAGGUUUGCGUUACUGCUGGUUUAGGUACCGUUAUUUCAAGGUGGGUUGUUCCAAAUGUAUUUAAGUUUGCAGCAGUGGACCCUAUUGUAGAAAUGGUUUUCGAUAAUGAAAGACAAAUUCUGUAUGCACGGACAGAAGAAAUGAAAGUGCAGGUUUUUGUUCUAUUACCAAAUGGAGAUGGGCCAUUGAAGAAAGUAACAGAAGAAAAAAAUCUUAUAAAUCAGAGGGAUGCACAUUAUGGAGCUAGACAAUCAACUACUCAGAGAGCCUCAACUCGACCAGGAAAGCCCUCAAUAGUUUCUAUUUCGCCUUUAUCAACGGUUGAAUCAAAGUGGCUACACCUCGUUGCGGUAUUAUCAGAUGGAAGACGAAUGUACCUUUCAACUUCAUCAUCUAAUGGAAACACUGGUAGUGUCGGUGGGCUGGGUGGAUUUGACGCAAGCCAUUAUAAGCCAAGCUGCUUAAAAGUAGUAACAUCUAGACCUUCCCCUCCUUUGGGGGUCAGUGGUGGCCUUUCCUUUGGAAACAUAUCUCUCUCAGCUAGAUCUCCUAGUGAGGAUCUCUCACUGAAGGUUGAAUCUGCCUACUAUUCCACAGGGACUCUUGUCCUUUCUGAUUCAUCAUCACCCACUGUCUCUUCUCUUCUCAUUGUGAACAAGGAUUCAAGCACACAAUCAUCUUCAUCAGGUGCAUUAGGAACAAGUGUAAGAAGUUCUCGUGCAUUACGGGAAUCUGUUUCUUCCCUACCCAUUGAAGGUCGAAUGCUUUCUGUGGCAGAUGUUCUACCACCAGAUACCGCAGCCACUGUUCAGUCACUGUAUUCAGAACUUGAGUUUUGUAGGAUCGAAAAUUCGGGGGAGUCCUCAGAAAAGAUAUCUGGGAAACUUUGGGCCAGAAGUGACCUUGCAAUACAACACAUAUUGCCUAGGAGAAAAGUUGUUGUAUUCAGCACAAUGGGCUUGAUGGAAGUUGUUUUUAACAGGCCUGUGGACAUAUUGAGAAGGUUGUUUGAGUCCAGCUCUCCGAGAUCUGUUUUGGAAGACUUCUUCAACCGAUUUGGAGCUGGUGAGGCAGCUGCAAUGUGUCUGAUACUAGCUGGCAGGAUAGUUGAUUCUGAAAAUAUUAUUAGCAAUGCUGUUGCUGAGAAGGCUGCCGAGUCUUUUGAGGAUCCAAGACUUGUGGGAGUACCACAGCUUGAAGGUAGUGGUGGAUUGUCCAAUACAAGAACUGCCAGUGGGGGAUUUAGCAUGGGGCAGGUUGUACAAGAGGCUGAGCCUGUAUUUUCUGGUGCCCAUGAAGGGCUUUGCUUGUGCUCAUCAAGGUUGCUGUAUCCAGUGUGGGAGCUUCCUGUCAUGAUUAAGAAAGGGGGCUUUGGUUCCUCUGCUGAUGUGCCGUCGGAAAGUGGUGUAAUUGUCUGUAGACUUUCCUUUGGGGCUAUGCAAAUUCUCGAAAACAAGCUGCGUUCAUUGGAGAAGUUUCUGAGGUCCAGAAGGGACCAGAGGAGGGGACUUUAUGGGUGUGUGGCUGGUCUAGGAGACUGGACAGGCUCUAUCUUGUAUGGGACACAUCCAGAAUCAGGGGUCGGUGAUAGGAGUCUUAUGAGAAAUUUAUUUGGUUCUUACUCUCGGAAUGUUGAUUCUAAUGGUAGUGCGACAGCCAAUAAAAGGCAGCGGCUACCGUAUAGUCCUGCAGAGUUGGCUGCUAUGGAGGUGCGAGCAAUGGAAUGCAUCAGACAGUUGCUUCUCAGAUCUAGUGAAGCGUUAUUUUUGCUUCAGCUUCUUUCCCAACAUCAUUUAACACGCUUGGUUCAGGGAUUUGAUUCUAGUUUUCAGCAGUCCUUGGUUCAGCUAACCUUCCAUCAACUGGUUUGCUCUGAGGAGGGCGACCGCAUUGCCACAAGGCUUAUAUCUGUUCUAAUGGAGAAUUAUACUGGUCCUGAUGGUAGGGGAACAGUAGAUGACAUCAGUGCCAGAUUGCGUGAGGGUUGUCCAAGUUACUUCAAAGAGUCCGAUUACAAGUUUUUCUUGGCUGUGGAAUGUCUUGAGAGAGCUGCUGUAACUUCAGACAUUGAGGAGAGGGUGAACCUUGCAAGGGAGGCCUUCAAUUCCUUGAGUAAAGUUCCAGAAUCUGCUGACUUGCAAACCGUCUGCAAAAGAUUUGAGGACUUAAGAUUUUAUGAAGCUGUGGUGCGUUUGCCUUUAGAGAAGGCACAAGCUCUCGACCCCACUGGUGAUGCUAUGAAUGACCAAGUUGAUGCAGCAGUUCGUGAACAUGCACUUGCUAAGCGGGAGCAAUGCUAUGAAAUUAUCAUCAGUGCCCUGCGUUCUCUGAAAGGCGAGGCUUCACACAGAGAAUUCGGUUCCCCUGUUAAGCCUGUUGCUGCACGGUCAAUCCUUGAUCAGGCUUCUCGGAAGAAAUAUAUCUGCCAAAUUGUUCAACUUGGAGUUCAGUCACCUGAUCGAUUAUUUCAUGAGUACCUGUAUCGUGCUAUGAUCAAUUUGGGCCUGGAAAAUGAAUUGUUGGAAUAUGGAGGCCCGGAUUUGGUACCUUUUCUUCAGAGUGCAGGCCGGCAAACUAUCCAAGAAGUUCGAGCUGUUUCUGGGGUAUUGUCAGCUACUUCUCCAUCAGGUCAACUUGGUGGAGCUAUCCAAAGUAAUCAGGCAAAGUAUUUUGAUCUUCUUGCACGGUAUUAUGUCUCAAAGAGGCAGCAUGUGCUUGCAGCUCAUGUCUUGCUUAGACUGGCAGAGAGGCGAUCAAACAAUGCAGGGGAUGCUCUGACUCUAGAGCAAAGGUUUCAGUACCUCAGCAAUGCAGUUUUACAGGCAAAGAAUGCAAGUGCAAAUGAUGGCCUGCCAGGUUCUAACCAGACCUUUGACAGUGGACUGCUAGAUUUGCUUGAGGGGAAACUCGCGGUUCUCCGAUUUCAAAUAAAGAUUAAGGAGGAACUUGAGGCUAUAGCUUCCAGGUUAGAAAGCUCGCAAGGCAUGUCUGAUUCUGCCCCAGCUGAUGAUGGCAUGACCGAGGACAUUACUUAUGCUGGAGCUGCACGAGAGAAGGCCAGAGAGUUAUCAUUAGAUAUGAAGAGCAUAACGGAGCUUUACAAUGAAUAUGCAGUUCCAUUUGAGCUUUGGGAGGUUUGUCUGGAGAUGUUGUACUUUGCAAACUAUUCUGGCGAUCCUGAUAGCAGCAUUGUAAGAGAAACCUGGGCCAGAUUAAUUGAUCAAGCUAUAUCAUGUGGUGGUAUUGCUGAAGCUUGUUCAGUGCUGAAGAGGGUUGGUUCUCACAUGUACCCUGGAGAUGGAGCUGUUUUACCUUUGGACACUCUCUGCAUCCACCUUGAGAAAGCUGCGUUGGAGAGAUUGAAUUCCGGAGUUGAAUCUGUCGGGGAUGAAGAUGUUGCAAGGGCUCUUCUUGCUGCUUGCAAGGGUUCCACUGAGCCUGUUUUAAACACAUAUGAUCAAUUGCUUUCAAGUGGAGCUAUUUUACCAUCACCUAGCCUCAGGUUAAGGCUUCUUAGAUCAGUGUUGGCAGUGCUUCGUGAAUGGGCAAUGUCUACAUUUGCACAAAGAAUGAAUACAAGCAUCACGGGAGCUUCAUUAAUUAUGGGCUCCUACUCAUUUGAGCAAACAGCGGUAAUAAACCAGGGGGUUCGAGAUAAGAUUGCUAAUGCUGCUAACAGGUACAUGACUGAGGUUCGAAGGUUAGCCCUUCCACAGAGCCAAACGGAGCCGGUUUAUCAAGGUUUUAGAGAACUCGAAGAAUCUCUCAUGAGACCCUUUUCCUUUGAUCGACUUUGAUUGUUUCGAUGUCCAUCUUGUAACAAUUAGUUUUCUGCUCGGGUGUCGAAAUGUAAUUGUAAUCUUAUUGUAGCUAGCUAACGAUCCCAAUAAAUCCUUACCAUGAGUAGCUUUUUCUGAGGACUAGGUGAGCGUACUUCUGGAGCAUGUACGGAAUGUUUCUGUAGGUCUUUCUUCCAUUUGAUCAGUGAAAAGAGUUCAUUCAAAAUGCCCCCUUGUCCCGGGGAGACGGCAUCGCAA
Messenger RNA from Eucalyptus grandis, 4916 nucleotides. Its product is annotated as nuclear pore complex protein NUP155. Gene Ontology annotation, biological process: protein localization to nuclear inner membrane; transcription-dependent tethering of RNA polymerase II gene DNA at nuclear periphery; RNA export from nucleus. Gene Ontology annotation, molecular function: structural constituent of nuclear pore. Gene Ontology annotation, cellular component: nuclear pore inner ring; nuclear pore. Lineage: Eukaryota; Viridiplantae; Streptophyta; Magnoliopsida; Myrtales; Myrtaceae. The record is from RefSeq and is a predicted model, not a curated record.